AUGGGAAGAACAGGGAAACUCAAGAAGAAAGCUACUUCGGUCCAUUCUCGUGCUGCGCGCCGAGGUGCCUCGCCAUCCGAUGUCAACAAAUCGCUAGAGUCGGUGCCUCGUAUGGAGGCCCCGACGAAACCCUCUAGUAUACUUGCAGCCCACACGAGUGCCGGAAUAUCUAAGAAGAAGUCCAAAGCGAAGCCAUUGUCUCGAGCCCAGCGUCUUCGCCAACAAAAGGGCAUCGAGAGAGCAGAGAUGGUUAUUGACCAACUCGAAACCAAAGUGGCCAAGAGCAUCGGAAAAGCAAAGGCCAUUAAUGCACGAAGGGCACAAUGGGAAGAUUUGAAUAGCAAAAAUGACAAGACGAAGGCUAUCCAGCAAGGACAAGAAAGCGAUGACGAGCAGAUGAAAGAAAUUGAGAAGCCUGUAUCAGCUGCUCCCAAAUCUUCAUCCAAAAUUGCUCUUCCAGUAUCUGCUGAAAAUAAUGUGCCGUCUGCUGGAUACGAAGCUGUCGACGAGGAUGACAACAUUACUUGA
Messenger RNA from Talaromyces atroroseus, 528 nucleotides. RefSeq lists its product as hypothetical. Gene Ontology annotation, cellular component: preribosome, large subunit precursor; nucleolus. The record is from RefSeq and is a predicted model, not a curated record. The coding region runs from base 1 to 528 and encodes 175 amino acids. The transcript has 4 exons. Lineage: Eukaryota; Fungi; Ascomycota; Eurotiomycetes; Eurotiales; Trichocomaceae. Gene Ontology annotation, biological process: ribosomal large subunit export from nucleus.